Messenger RNA from Mercurialis annua (annual mercury), 1221 nucleotides. RefSeq lists its product as uncharacterized. NCBI's taxonomy places the organism in Eukaryota, Viridiplantae, Streptophyta, Magnoliopsida, Malpighiales, Euphorbiaceae. The coding region runs from base 1 to 1221 and encodes 406 amino acids. The record is from RefSeq and is a predicted model, not a curated record. The transcript is spliced from 7 exons.
AUGAAACAAUUAUGGGAUGAAGGCAUUGCGACAUAUGAUGCACACAGUGAGGAAAACUUUAACUUACGUGCAUCAAUCUUGUGGACUAUCAGUGACUUUCUGAAUUAUGCUUACCUGUCUGGAUGGUCAACCAAAGGACACAUGACAUGUCCUUGUUGUCUUAAAGAAACUGCUUCUUGUUAUCGUAAAGGUGCUCGAAAAAUCUGUUAUAUGGGUCAUUGUAGGUUUUUGCCUCGAACUCAUAAAUGGCGCCAGAGAAGUGAGUUAUUCGAUCGUACUAAGGAGAAAAGAAAUGGUCCAAAUCCUUUGAGUGGUGAAGAAGUAUUAGGGGAGAUCUCUUUGUUUGUGUUGGGUUUUAUAGAUGUUAUGCAUAUUGAAAAAGAUAUAUGCGAUAACAUAUUGGGUACAUUGAUGGAGCAUAAGGAUAAGAACAAAGAUAAUGAGAACUCUCGCUAUGACUUGUUGAAAAUGGGCAUAAGGCCAAAACUUCAUCUGAGAAUUGAUGGUGCAACUUCACCGGAUGAGUAUUUAUCAAAUAUUUUGCGAUGUGUUAAUAAGAAGGAAUGGAAAAUUACAUCCAUGAAAAGUCAUGAUUGCCAGACCAUUGAUUUAGAAAGCAUCGGCAAAUUACAGGUUCAGAUUAUAAACAUUUUGUGCAAACUUGAGAUGAUUUUCCCACCUGUAUUUUUUGAUGUUAUGGUUCAUUUAGCUGUACAUCUGCCAAUGGAAGCCAAACUUGGCUGUCUAGUACUUGCGCAUUUUAAAAUUGUAUGUUCGCAAAUGGCACGUCCUGAAGGUUCAAUUACAGCAGACUAUCUAGUUAACGAGUGCCUAACAUUCUGUUCUAGAUACUUGGUUGGUGUUGACAUUAAACAUAACCGAAUGCCUCGUAAUUACGAUAGUGAUAAUUCUCCUUCCGAGAAGGUAGGUUUAGAGAUUUUUAAAGAGGUUGGUCGAGGUUUUGGAAAAUCUAAUCACCAUCGACUUACUCUAUCAGAGACUGCUCAAUGCCAUUCAUAUGUUUUAUACAAUUGUGAUGAAGUACUGUCAUUCAUUGUGCAACGUAAGAGUGAGUUAGCUGCUUCCCCUUCAACAAUUAUUAGGACAUACAAUGGAUAUAUUAAUAAUGGCUUCAGGUUUCAUACUCGUGAUUGUGAAGUUAUUAGAAAAAGCCAAAAUAGUGGUGUUAUGGUGCGAGGGGAUGAUGUUUCCUCCAAUUAA